GCGUGGAUAGUUUGAUCUUUAGAUGUUCCCACUGAAGAGGAGUAGAUUAUAAAGGAGGAGGAGAAGUUGGAUUUUGCUCAUCAUCAUCAUCGAGUUGUUGUACUGUCCGUCGUUUUCCUGUUCUCCUUCUAUUUGUAUUCCUUUCUUGAGUUCUCUGGGUGUAAUUUUAUUAAUAUUUUUUUAUAACUGGACGGUUUUGACUGAAACUAUUUUCCACAAACUAAGGAUAAGGAUAAAGAAAAAUAGGACGCGACAUUUCUUCCAAUUGGAUAUGAAUUCAACAAAGCUGUUGGCAUUUCUUGUAGUUGGAGUUUUAGCAACAGAAAACUGUAGGUUGAAAGUCACAUGCAGUCCUCAAGCUACGGAGUGUAAUAAAACUGGCCUUUCUCUGGAAAUGGAGGUGUGUGGAGGACGCUUCAAGACUGAUAUGGCUCACUUAGACCCUCAGAAAUGGUGCAACUUAACACAUUUUAUUAGUGAAUACCAUCAUUUAACAUCCUGCACAGAGAACAGUGCAGUGAAGUUUGGCUGUUUUUGGCCCCACCCAGUGGUAGAGCGUUACUUAAUCCUUAUCCAUAAACAAUUUUUUUUCAAUUGCACUUGUAUACCCAAAGUCAAUAAUGACAAUAUAGAAGACACUCUUACCUUAACCACAUAUCUUAUCAUUUUUGUUAUAGUCUUUAUUUCACUGAUCAUUGUAACAUCAGUGAUGUGGUGCAGCAAGCAGAGAUAGUACCUAGAGGUUGAAAAAUGCUAUCUAUACUGUACACAAUAACUUUUACCCAUAGUACCACUCAAACAUGCAACCAUGAGAUUUAUAUUAGUUUUUAACUCAUUUGGCUGAUGCCUUUAACCAAAGUGACUCACAAAUGAGACGAUGCAACUGAGCAGUUGAGGCAUAAAAGCCAUAUUUAAAGGUUAUACUGGGAUUUGAACUUACUUCCUCCAACAAAGUUAAUGGUAGUGCAGUGUAAUUGAUCACAACCGCCAGAUUGAUCUGAAUGAACAGUACAGCAGAUAAUUUGUUAAUAUAACCUUGUAAAAAUGUGAACCUAAAAAUACAGAGCAAUCCAUGAAUUCUGGCACCCUUGGGAAGUUGGAGCAUUGAAACCUGUAUUGUUUAUCCCUUUUGAUCCUUUGGUGAAACAUUUAUAAAAUGCAAAUACAACACAGAUUUAUCAAAAAUAAAUAUUUAUAUAUCAGCAGUCUUCUUCAGUUUUGCCUUUUGCCAUUCAGAUUAAGAGGUCCAAGCUGGUGGACUCUCCUCUUUAGUUCACCCAAGUCAAGCUAAAGCAAGACUAUGAUUUUUUUAUUCAGUAAACCAUUUUUGAUGUAUGUUUUGGAUCAUUGCUGGAGGAUCCAACCACAAACUAUUUUAAACUUUCUGACAGAGGCAAUUUGGUGAUCAUUUUAUAUUCACUGGUAUUUGAUAGAGUGGGCAUCAGCUGCUUUUCAAUAUGGCUACCUCUCUGGGUGUGCCAAAUACACAUCUAAACACCAUAGGGAGGUGUGGCACACACAGACCGGUAGCCAGUUGCCAAAAAAAGCUCUAUUUUGAUUGCAUCUGAUCAUAGAUCCCAAUCCCUUUUGAAGUGCCGGUAGAGACUGGCUACCUGAAGAAACUUGAGUUUGUUGAGAGAGUAGAUGCUUUUUUUCUUGAAACACCUUCAAACAACUUGCAGUGAUUAGGUGAUAUGGAUUGUAGUUUUGUAAACUUUCUGAAUCCAAUACACAACUAACUCAUGCAAUUCUCCAGCUGCCAUCUUCUGAGAUUUUUUUUGCCUCUUAAACCAUCCUCUUCAUAGUGUGUUAAAACAAUAUAGGCACAUGUCCUCUUCCAGGUUGAUUCAUAGUUUUUCCAGUACCUUCUUAAUUAUUGUCGUGCUAAUGGAAAUUGCCAUUUUUUUAAUGCUUUUACUAUUCUUAUAGCCAUUUCCCAGUUCCUUUUGCUGCACAUUGCAGUUAUUUUUGUCUUACCCAUUGUGAUAAAUGACUAAUGGAAUUUGGCCUAUGUUUUUCCUCCUAUUUAUACCUUUGUGAAAGGAAGUUAAACAAUUUAUUGUUCCUUGGCAUCCAGGUGAAAAAAGGUAAAAUGUCAAUGAAACUGCAAUUCCAAUAUAUUUAACUCAUAUGACUUGAUAUGGGUGGCAAUAAUUAUGGCACACAUAAAAGAGAAGAAAAAAAGACUGUGUUGUGUUUGCAGUUGUUUAAAAUCUAUGUAAGCAGAAUAUUUUUGUUAUUUUUGUAACAAAAGAGCAAAAAGUUAAAGAAUAAAGACACAUUUUCACAGGCUUCUUUGUUCAUAUUUAAGGGUGCCAAUAUUUGUGGACAGCACUGUAUAAUCAUAUAACGCCUUACAGUGAGCUAUGAUCUGUUACCUGUUUUCCCACUUUUGCUUUUUUCCAAAGGAGGGUUGUUGUAAAGUAAUGGGACGGAGAAUUAACAACCUUAAAACUGUAAAAUUGUAAGAGCUUAGGAAGUAAAAUAUCUUAAAUAUAAUCAACUAUAUCAUGUAUUUCUUAUUAUAAGUUUACAAUGAUACAAUACAAUAUCGAAUAUAAGCUCAUCAUUCCUAUUUCUGGACAUUAUAAUGCAUAAUCAUUUUACUUCUUGCUCGAAAUACUGUGGAUGCUUAAAAUAAGCAACAUUAUCUACCAGCUGAACAAGUCAAUUAUAAGCUUGGAAUGAGUACAGGUGGCUUAAAAUAAGUUAAAUGAUCUUAUAUUCGGUUUAUUGCAAUUGGCUAAUUUAAAAAUAGUUCAUUUUCUUUUUUAUAAGUGUGUGUUGAAUAAGUAGGAAGUAAAUAUGAAGGUAAUUUUAUGUAUAAUAAAUAAAUGUUUGAUAUGUUGUUCUGCAUUGUGAGUGACCUUAAAUCACAAACUGAAUAUAGUAAAUCAUUUUAAACUCUGUUGGCUCAUGCCCUUGAAGAAUGUAAUAGGAGGCACUGGUCCAUGUGUCCACUGGAAUAACAUUCUUUCCCAGAAUCAGUAAUGAAAAAGCAGAAAUAGGCUGGCAGUAAGGUUCAUAAACUUUAACAAAUUUUUUGCACAAUUUCUCAUAUACUGCAUACCUUGUACCUGGUUGCCACGGUGUCUUCAUAGAGAUUCAAAAUUGUUUUGACAACUACAUUCAAUAUUCUCAUAUUCUUAAAUUAGAACAGAAUUAUAAUAUAGAGAAUAUGUAUGAUAGGCAAAACAUAAAUAUGAGAUGAAUAUGCACACAGCAUAUUGUAUGUUCAUCUCUUUAAUUUUUUGUUCUCUGCCUCGUUCCCACUAACAUCAAUUUUGACCCUUUCCCACGCUCACAAGAAGACAAUCCAAACAGGAUGUCAACCCCCCACUUCCUUCCUUCCAUCUCCAUAUUACUGCAUCUGAUUUGGCACUUCCACACAGACAUAUUCCCAACCCCCAGGGCUACAAGACCUACAAUAUAAAUAAAAGCUUAUGAACUUUGUUUUUUAUUGCAGUGAUGACAGCAUUUGUACUCAAACAAUGUAUUGAAACAAAUCACAUUGCUCUAUGAUUAAUAUUACCAUAAACAUUAUUGUUUGGUUUCUGGAUUUUUAAAAUGUGGUUUCAUUGCUAUACUCACUAUGGUACAAAAACCAGUCACAGGCUGAUCAGAUGUAUAAUUUCCCUUUCUGUUAUACAGCGUUAUAUAAAAUAAAACCAUUUCAAAGGAA
Molecule: messenger RNA, 3682 nt
Organism: Silurus meridionalis
Lineage: Eukaryota; Metazoa; Chordata; Actinopteri; Siluriformes; Siluridae
Product: receptor activity-modifying protein 3-like
Exons: 3
Coding region: 272-733 (153 amino acids)
Biological process (GO): receptor internalization; G protein-coupled receptor signaling pathway; protein localization to plasma membrane
Cellular component (GO): signaling receptor complex; cell surface; membrane
Molecular function (GO): coreceptor activity
Source: RefSeq, a predicted model, not a curated record